Messenger RNA from Fragaria vesca subsp. vesca, 1497 nucleotides. RefSeq lists its product as uncharacterized. The transcript is spliced from 5 exons. NCBI's taxonomy places the organism in Eukaryota, Viridiplantae, Streptophyta, Magnoliopsida, Rosales, Rosaceae. Gene Ontology annotation, molecular function: minor groove of adenine-thymine-rich DNA binding. The record is from RefSeq and is a predicted model, not a curated record. Bases 136 to 1104 code for a protein of 322 amino acids.
UUUUGGGUUCCUACCAUCAUUCUGUGGGUUCAAAAUUCUUAGUGCAUCAUUGAGCUGGGUGGGUUUAGAUCAGUAAAGUAAAAAUGGUUUUCUGUUAAAAAAACUCAAGCUUUGGGGUUUAAGGUAACUCUAUCAAUGGAGGGAAGGGAAGCUGUGAAUAGUAGUGGGGUUACAGUGGUGGGAUCAGAUGCUCCAUCAGACUACCACGUGGCGCCGAGGCUCGAAAACCCGGCAAAUAACGCCGGAUCAGCACCUACGCCGCCGGUUGCGCCGCCGCCCACGGCGGCGACCGUGCCGGCGGCGGCCGGGUCGAUGCCGGUGAAGAAGAAGAGAGGGAGGCCGAGGAAGUAUGGGCCGGAUGGGAGUGUUACUAUGGCGCUGUCACCGAAGCCGAUAUCGUCGGCGGCGCCGCCUCCGGUGAUUGAUUUCUCGGCGGAGAAGCAGCCGCGGGGGAAAGUGAAGCCGGCCAGCUCGGUGAGCAAGACCAAGUAUGAGGUGGAGAAUUUAGGUGAAUGGGUUGCAUGCUCUGUUGGUGCUAAUUUUACUCCUCAUAUCAUCAAUGUUAAUUCUGGCGAGGAUGUCAUGAUGAAGAUUAUAUCAUUUUCUCAACAAGGUCCUCGAGCUAUUUGUGUGCUCUCCGCAAAUGGUGUGAUAUCAAGUGUUACACUUCGUCAACCUGAUUCUUCUGGUGGUACAUUGACAUAUGAGGGUCGCUUUGAGAUACUGUCUUUAUCUGGUUCCUUUAUGCCAAAUGAAAUUGGAGGGACAAGAAGCAGAUCAGGUGGGAUGAGUGUUUCUUUAGCAAGUCCAGAUGGGCGUGUUGUAGGUGGUGGAGUUGCUGGACUAUUAGUUGCUGCAAGUCCUGUGCAGGUUGUAGUUGGCAGUUUUCUGGCGGGAAACCAGCACGAGCAGAAACCCAAGAAACAGAAACAUGAAUACAUUUCUAAUGCAACACCAACUAUGGCUAUUCCUGUUUCAAGUGCUGAGCCAAAACCAAACCUCGCGUCUUCGACUUCCUUCCGAGGUGAUAACUGGUCCUCAUAUCCAUCUGAUCAUAAGAGUAAGACUGACAUUAAUGUAUCAGUGCCUGGAGGUGUAAUUUGAAGAGUCCAUGCUUAUUUGUUGCAACAUGAGGUUUCUCACUGACCACAACGGCAAUUCAUCUCCCAGUCCCCAACUGUUGGAUCUCACUCCACCUUGUUUGUUGUCUGUAAACUCGUUGACUACUAGUCGUCUAGCUUCAUCAGGGGUUGGUCCCCUUUGAUGUAUCAUUUAAUUUAGCCGCUUAGAUAGGCUCUUGUUGCACUGCUGCUGUUGUUGUGUCAUGUAGAGUAGUGUAAUGUAAUAUUAGCACCCCCACUCGAAUCUGACUCUCUUUGGAUUGAUGCAAUGUGAUGUAGAAGUUGUUUGUGACAAUCUCACUCUUUUGUCUCAUUUGUUUGAUUCUGUUGCUUCAACUCGAGUGAUUCGGAUGGCCGAGAACAAAACAUUGAUUUU